Messenger RNA from Metarhizium album ARSEF 1941, 3039 nucleotides. RefSeq lists its product as uncharacterized. The transcript has a single exon. Gene Ontology annotation, molecular function: GTPase activator activity. Gene Ontology annotation, biological process: mitotic spindle orientation checkpoint signaling; regulation of Ras protein signal transduction. NCBI's taxonomy places the organism in Eukaryota, Fungi, Ascomycota, Sordariomycetes, Hypocreales, Clavicipitaceae. Gene Ontology annotation, cellular component: mitotic spindle pole body; SIN/MEN two-component GAP complex. The record is from RefSeq and is a predicted model, not a curated record. The coding region runs from base 1 to 3039 and encodes 1012 amino acids.
AUGGAGACAUUACGAUUCAAACCGCGCCAGCCCAUCGAGGAUGAAAUCGAGAACUGGGACGACGAUGAGGAUUUGGUGCUUGAGGCCCAUGAGCUGUCGUUUCGCACCUCCUUGGCAACCACAGCCGGUCCCUCCAAUCCCCGCGCUCUGUCGCGGCCCCCGUCUAGGCGACGAGAUUCCACCUCUUCUCACCUUUCCUUGCGCUCUGAAAUUGAAUCCUGCCAGGGGGAAGAGCAGCAAUUACAUUUGCCGGGCGAUGACGAAUCCUCUACCAUGGACGCCAUUGCUGCCGCAGAGCAUGCCGGCAUUCCUCUGCCCAAGAAUGUCCCUUCCUCUGCCCUCAUGGGCGGUACCAUCAAGCGGCUUGGGGGACGCAAGAUUCGCAAGAUUAUCCAAGAUGACUGGGAAAACGAUCUCGAGCUCCCAGAAACCUCGCAGAGCCUCAGUAUAAAACCAAAAACCGAUGUCGAGUUCCCCGAAACGCUGCGGCAAGUGAGCGGCGGUUCCGUGCGGACCAGUCCUUUGCGGACCAUGAAGCCGUCAUCGUGCACCGAGCCACAGCGCAGGCUCUCAGCCCAGUCGAAUACGAGCGCUCUCUCGUCCGCCCUCAACUUGGACAAGUUUAAAGACACGGAAGAUGAUGAGGACUUUUUUGGGGACGGCGUUGCGACAAUCAAAUUGCCAAAGGGGAGGAGCAUUGCCCCCAAGCCCGUUUCUUUUAUUACGCCUCCUACACCGCAAAAGUCUGAAACUGCCAGAGAACAAGAGGAUGACUAUGAAAAGGACUUGGAGCUGCCCUCGGACGGAAAGUUGAAAUUGUCCACGAGGAGAGAUAUUCCAAAGACGCCAUCAUCCAAUGUCGACGACGUGGAUUGGGGCGAAGGUAGUCUCGGCACACGAUAUGGCGGCACCAGACGAGAUGGCCGUUCCAACAGAAGCUCUUCGGCCUCGGCGCUCAGCCCAAGCAUCUCGAGCUCCAUCACUGCUGAGAGCGAGGACGAGACGUUUGACGGUCUUGUUCUGCCUUCUGGCCCAUUUAAUUUCAAGGAGCGCCUUCAGCAGCGCAAGAAGAGUUUCUCACCAGAACGUAUCCCGGAAGAGUUGCCGUCGCCGUUUCCAUCCCCCCCCAACAAAGCCGCCCCGGCCGAGGCCGACCGUGACGACUUCUUUGAUGAUCUUGACAUUGGAGAUGGAAAUGUGUUUGGCCCCGGAAAGUUGACACUGCAUCGCAAUAUCAAGGUCAAGGAGACCCAGCCUGCGUCACCCGCACGGCCCAAGGCUGCUGUGUCACUGACGUUUACGAACAAGCCCCAAACCCAGACCAGGAUUCCGCGCUUAAGCCAUGAACGAGCCCAUUCAACCUCGUUGGAGCCAGUUUAUGAGUCUGGCAGUUCAGCGGCGCCCUCGCGCAGUCGACGCUCUCAGUCUCGUCUCGGACACUCACAUCAAUCGUCUGUAGCCAGUCUUCCCACCCCGACGACUACCUCCCCCGGACGACAGUUUCCCCUUUCCACGCCACAGGGGCGACAAGUUGGCGCAAGAUCAUCAUUUUCCUCCUUGAGAAGUGAAGCACUGACUACCAGUUCUCAACUACUGAAACAGAAGCGAUCUCUCCCGGCGGUUCGGGGUCAGAAUACGGCGCAAAAGCCAGUCCCUCAAAGAUCGACAGACAGACCGCCGUCGAGGGCCGAGACUGGGCGACCCCAGUCUGCUUUGAGACCCAAGACACCCGUGGACAGGCAGCGCCCCGGCCUUACCGACAGCCCUGCGUCGUUGACGAGGAAGCCUCAGCCAUUCUUGCCGGCCGGUGCAACGCAAUCUCGGUCACAUCACGUCGCUUCAAAGACCUUGCGCCAGUUCCGACGCCACGACUCCGAAAAUGCAAUCGACAUCCGACCAACGUCGAGGUCCUUCUCUAGGUCGGGGGGACGAUCGCCUAGUCCACAUCGAUACAGGGUUGCUGCCGAUACCUGGGAGCGUCUGAGCAAGCCAAAGAACAAGAAACACUUUGGUGAUGGCCAUGAACUCGACGGAUUCGAUGACUUGCCAACGUCACGAGAGGCGGAGACGCGAUUCAUGAAGCAGCCUGUUGCCAGCGGCACCAAGACUACCAUUCGAAAUCGGCUGUACCAGAAUAUCCUGCCCGACAGGACUGCGACGCCAGCGCCGCCGAGUCCAUUUUGCCCGCCAAAAUCAGCGUCGACUCCGCGGUUUGCACGCGACACGGCCGCAAGUCGGAUUGCCCGAGAGACGUCUCUGGCUCACCGCGCGCCAAGUCACGGCCCGUUGUCUACCAUAACCGCUCAGCGAGAGGGUGGUGCGCCCGCGUCAAGGAUGAACCUGAAUCAGCAGCCCCAUCUACCUCAGGCCACGGUGCGGUCGAAGAAGAAGACGAAGCGACCGCAGCAGCUGAAGCCACAUCUCAUUGCCAAUCUCAACGCCGGCAAAGAGUGUAAAAUCGUGGACGGCAUGUUCUACAACGCCGAGACAUUCCGCUGGGAGGGUAAUGAGAAUGCGCUGAAUGCGUUUGAUGCCACGGUGGCCACCCCGUCAACUACAACCGCAUCCGCACACGUCACCCGCGAAAGAGAGGCAUCUACCCCGCGACCCGCGCUGAUUGCCAACUUCAGCGCAACUAAAGGCGUACAGGUUGUGGGCGGCAUGGUUUUUGACCCCCACAACAUGUGCUGGCUCAGAAUGGGGCAACGCGACAAGACCAAGUCGGAUGCAGGUGAUACCCUGGAUGGCUUCGACGCGCUUGACGACGAAGAGGAUGUGUUUAAAGAUAUUCCCGACCUAGACGAUAACGCCGCAGAAGACGACGGCGGAGAAGGCGGCCGGGUCAGUGACGUCAAGGAUGACUGGCUCGUGGGCGAAGAGUUUGACGUCGGUCCCGAGUUUGUCAGACGACAGCGCGAGGAGGAAGAAAGAUGGCGAAAGAAGUGCGAGAAAUGGGUCGGCCGCGGGCCGCGAGAUCAAAACACGUGGCGCUGGACGAUUCGGGACCUCGUUGCUCACUGCGACGAGCUCCCCAUGUGA